GACCUCCACACGGGGCCAGAGAUGUCCGCCCGCAGCACGUCCCGUGGCCGCCGCGGCGCUCCGCUCGCCACCGCAUGCCUGGUGCUGGCCGCCCUGCACGCGGGCCUCGUGGCCGCGCCGCGGCUCCUCGCCGCGCAGCCCCCGACCGCGCACCGGCGGCCAGCGGCUUCCGCGCUCGGCGCCAGGGUGGAGCAGCUGAAGCGGCAGCUGCGGGGAGCCGAAGCGGACGCGGCCGCGUCCGCCCUAGAGGAGAUCUGGAAGCCGCAGGGGUCCCUGACGCAGUCUCAGCUCGAGGGCACGUGGCGGCUCGAAGGCUCUGGGAAGCGCGCCGCGACGCCGGACUGGCCGAGGCUGCUGCUGAACAUGUACUCCGGUGGGCUCGGGAGACUCCUCGACAUGGAGAUGGCUUCGCAGCCCGAGGUCACGAUCUCGGCGAGCGGUGACGCAACCACACGAACCAAGCUGCGGUGGGGCUUCAACAAGGACGAGGUCCUGCUCACGAGCAAGCUCAAGGUCAUCGGUACCGCCAGCUUGCGCGAGACGCCAGGGUCCAUCCGCUCCUCGGCGCUCUCGCUUACGCUCCCGCUGGCGCGGCCCGCCCGGGACCUCCGCGUGGCCUAUUCGGACGGUGGCCUCCUCGUCCUCCGCGACCAGUUCGGGGCGAUGGACCUGCUGUGGCGGCAGGGCGCUGGGCCCGCCGUGCCUGUGGCGGUCCGCGAGGAGCUGGUGGAUCAGCAGCCGCCCGUCGACCGUGAGGGCGCUGAGCCAGCGGCGGCCGAUACGGCGACGGAGCCCGAGGAGGCCGAGGAGCAGCAGGAGCUGCUCGCGCUGAACGAGAAGGUCGAAGCGCUCCUCGGCAGAAUCGACUCGCUGAAGGGCACAGUGCAGGAGCAGCGCGAGCGCGCGGCCGAGGACAGCGCGGAGCGCCGGCGCCUUCUGGCAGAGGCGGACGAGCUCGAGAAGCAGUUCGAGGCCGCUGCGGUGGACGUCGGCGCCCAGAGCGUGAAGCUGGGCGCGAUCAGCACCCUGAGCUCGCGAGCGCAGGACGCCCUGGAGGACCAGAGCAGGAAGAUCGAGGACAAGGCAGCCCGCUGCGACGCGCUCCGCGCCGAGCUCGCGGGCCGCUACGCGCGCGACGUGGCCCUCGAGGAGAACGUCAGCAGCCUCCGUGCCCGCGAGACGUCGCUGGCCGAGCAGAUCCCCAUGCUCAAGCGGGACCUCAACGUGGGGCCGCGAGACAGCUGGCCGUGGUACCGCGAGGCAUUGAAGACGGCGCAGUCGGAGUUCAAGCAGGUCCGGGCCGACCUGAGUUCAUCGAUGGCCGAGCUGGCCCGGAAUAAACGGAACGUGGCACGCGCGUCGGAGGCGUUGCGCAAGGAGGAGGCCGCGCUCGAGGCCGCCACCAACAUCAGGGUCCAGAUGAAGGGUCAGCUGGAGGAGCAGCAGCGCGAGUACCUCGACCAAGAGUCCGCGCUGCCCCUCGCCGAGGCGACCACCGACUCGCUGCGCGAGAGGCUGGGCGACCUGGGUGCCCAGUUGGAGGAGCUCGAGGCUCGCGAGGCAGAGAGCCUCCAGAAGGCGUCGGAGGCCGAGGCGGAGAUAGCCUCACUCGCGGCGGAGGUGAAGGAGACCAGGAAGGCCGCCAGGCGGGCUGCCAAGGGCAGCAAGAAGAGGCAGUCGCGCUGGCUGCGCCUGCGCUGA
Messenger RNA from Prorocentrum cordatum, 1701 nucleotides. The record is from the annotation of a GenBank genome assembly. NCBI's taxonomy places the organism in Eukaryota, Dinophyceae, Prorocentrales, Prorocentraceae.